AUGCAAUCGCUUGCUCGUCUCGCUCGAAUCCGCGGCCACAUUCUCCAAACCGUGCGUUUCGCGGGAGCGAGGCGGAGGAGGAAGAGCAUGGCCGGGAAGGGAGGGAAGGGGCUCAUCGCCGCGAAGAUAGCGGCCGGCAUGGACAAGGAUAAGAAGGCGCCGAUCACCCGCUCCGCGCGCGCCGGCCUCCAGUUCCCUGUCGGACGCAUCCACCGCCAGCUGAAAGAAAGGUCACAGGCCAAUGGGCGGGUGGGAGCAACAGCGGCCGUGUACGCGGCAGCCAUCCUGGAGUACCUGACAGCAGAGGUCCUGGAGCUGGCUGGGAACGCGAGCAAGGACCUCAAGAUGAAGCGCAUCAGCCCCCGGCACCUGCAGCUGGCGAUCCGCGGGGAUGAGGAGCUGGACACCCUGAUCAAGGGCACCAUCGCCGGUGGCGGCGUCAUCCCCCACAUCCACAAGUCCCUCAUCAACAAGGGUGUCAAGGAAUGA
This is a messenger RNA of Miscanthus lutarioriparius, 489 nucleotides long. The record is from the annotation of a GenBank genome assembly. Lineage: Eukaryota; Viridiplantae; Streptophyta; Magnoliopsida; Poales; Poaceae.